UUCACUAAAAAAUAAAUUAUUGCUAUUAAAAUAGCUUUAAAAAAUCAGCCUUUUAUUAGUAAUAAAUAUUCUUCCUUAUAAAUUGAUAUUUUAUACAAAAGCGCAUGAAAAAUGAUGCUUUAAGAUUUCUCCCUCCCCCCAUGUAGUUCUUUCUUUUAGAAAUUCUUCAUAUUCUAUAAAGUUUUUCACUUUAGAAUUCGGCAUUUCUAUCAUAGAUUUAAAGUCAGUCAAUUUUUCUUUAGGAAUUAUGAUAUUACUUUUAUUCUAUUCGUCUUUUAUCAUACUAUUUUUUAUAAAAGAUUCUUAUUCAAUAUAAUAUUUGUUAGUUUUUUCUUCUUCUAUAUAUUGCUCAUCAUUUAUAAAGCUUACAUAACUGUUAACUUACUAAUCUUCAUCUUCAAAAUUGAACUUUUUUUGUAAGUAAGAAUAUUAUUAAUGAUCAAAGAAAUGAGUAUAUUAAAAUUAAGUUUAAAAAAGUUCUUCAAUAUUGGUUAUACUUUCUUUAUAUAAAACUUAAUAAUGGACAUCGCUUUAACAUAAAUUUUAAACGUACUAUUAGAUGAUUCUUUUAUUUGAAAUAUAUUCAUUUUAACUAACCGAUUCUUAAUGCUUGCUAUACUCGAAUAUAUUAUUUACAGCUUGAAGAGAUAUUUAUUACAUUUAGUUUAUUAUUUUUGUUAAACAGCAAUUUAUUCCACACCAUUC
Molecule: messenger RNA, 705 nt
Organism: Ichthyophthirius multifiliis
Lineage: Eukaryota; Ciliophora; Oligohymenophorea; Hymenostomatida
Exons: 1
Source: RefSeq, a predicted model, not a curated record